Messenger RNA from Oncorhynchus mykiss (rainbow trout), 1637 nucleotides. It is a transcript of the gene sstr3b, whose product is annotated as somatostatin receptor 3b. Gene Ontology annotation, cellular component: neuron projection; plasma membrane. Gene Ontology annotation, molecular function: somatostatin receptor activity; neuropeptide binding. The record is from RefSeq and is a predicted model, not a curated record. Lineage: Eukaryota; Metazoa; Chordata; Actinopteri; Salmoniformes; Salmonidae. Gene Ontology annotation, biological process: neuropeptide signaling pathway.
AUGACCAUCUACCUCCCCACAGCCGCCCCCUCAAUGCCUGAGCCCAACACCUUCCCCCCCUCCCCUCUCUUCCUCCUCACCCCUGACCCUUUCUUCAAUGGAUCCUACCACAACUGGACCAACCCUGGCGGUGGAGGCGUGGGGGGUUUCCAACUCACUAUAGCAGGGGUCCUUAUCCCCCUCAUCUAUGUAGCAGUCUGUGUGAUCGGCCUGGUGGGCAACACAUUGGUCAUCUACAUUGUUUUACACUAUGUGAGGACGGAGUCGGUCACUAACAUCUAUAUACUCAACCUGGCCAUCGCUGAUGAGCUAUUCAUGCUAGGCCUCCCCUUCCUGGCGGUCCAGAACGCUCUUCUCUCCUGGCCGUUUGGUUCUCUCAUGUGCCGUGUGGUCAUGACUGUGGACGCCAUCAACCAGUUCACCGCCAUCUUCUGUCUCACGGUCAUGUCCAUCGACCGCUACCUCGCAGUGGUCCAUCCCAUACGGUCGUCGUGGUGGAGGCGACCGCACGUGGCCAAGGCGGUGAACGCGGCGGUGUGGGCAGUGUCGUUUGUGGUGGUGCUGCCCGUGGUGGUGUUUGCGGACGUACUGGAGGAUGAUGGGAACUGUAGUAUAGUGUGGCCUGAGCCAGCCGAGGUCUGGAAGGCAUCGUUCAUCGUGUACACGUGCACGGUCGGGUUCUUCGGACCGCUACUCGUCAUCUGUCUCUGCUACCUGCUCAUUGUGAUCAAGGUGCGCAACGCGGGGAAACGGGCCCGGUCCACCUCCUCCCGACGCAGGAAGUCCGAACGCAAGAUCACCCGCAUGGUGGUUGUCGUGGUAGCAGUGUUCGUGUUGUGCUGGCUCCCAUUCUACAUCCUCAACAUCGUUAACCUGCUAAUCCUGUUACCGGGCGAAUUCCGGGGGCUGUACUACUUUGUGGUGGUCCUAUCGUACACUAAUAGCUGCGCUAACCCAAUAAUUUACGGAUUCCUGUCCGAUAAUUUUAAGAGAGGGUUCCGGAAGGCUCUUUGUCGUUCUUCGAGGAGGGUGGAGAACCACGAGAGAGCGGCAGCCACCGAGCUGCAGCGCCCUGCAGAGCUCUGGAGGGGAAUUGCGCCCGAGCCGCGAGAUGGCCUGGGGGUCACCAAGUCUCAUGAAGGAGGGGAGGAAGAAGUGGAGGAGGAAGAGGAGAACGGGAUAGAGAUGGAGAGAAGAGAAGAUGCCACUCAGAUGAGAGAGAACUGCAGGAUUGCACAGAACGGGAACGGAGGAGGACAAGUUGAGAGCUCCAGGAUCUUGUUCACUCCGGGGGGAAAUGUGGAGACGGUACCCCUGGGGCAGAGGGCUAAAGCUGGGGAGGAGGCUGGGAAAGGCCCAGGCUUAGAAUUGGGGCCUACUGUCGCUGCCUCCACUCUUGCCAAUGGAUCAAAGAGUGAAAGUAACAGGUCACGUCCAGACACAGUGGAGAAGAGCCCCAAGCUAGAGAUCAGCUACCUGUAACUCAUAAAUAAGCUUUUUCCCAAUGUCCAUACUAGUAUACCACUGAUACGGACACGUCUUGCUGAGACUGAGGCUGUCCUAAUAUGGACACUGUACAGUGUAUAGAAUGAUGGUGAAGCUGCUCCUAGACACGCUGAUCUUGGGUCAGUUUUGCA